Molecule: messenger RNA, 1611 nt
Organism: Blastocystis hominis
Lineage: Eukaryota; Bigyra; Opalinata; Blastocystidae
Exons: 3
Coding region: 27-542 (171 amino acids)
Source: RefSeq, a predicted model, not a curated record
AUUUAAUUCGGACCUUUUCUAAUCAAAUGGACGUGCCACAGAUCGAGCUUAAGGAAAUACAGACCGGCAAUACCGAAAUCAAGAAAACCAAUGCAGAGCUCAUGUCGCCCACUGUGGUGGCCAACAAGGAAAGUCCCCAGGAGAACAAGGAGACGCCAACGCCCUCGCCGCAGAUGGAAAAAGCGGACACUGGAACUUUGACGGGCAAACAGUUGGCCAUUAAUCUGAUGAAGUGUAUUGCGGGUACCGGUUCUCUUACAAUUCCUUACGGAAUGUGGAAUGUGCUUUCAUGCUUGGGCUGUGAUUUUCUAGGAGGGAAUUAUUUUGGGAGUCAUUUUAUUCAUUAUCGUCGCCAUUUUGUACGUCAUUUCCGGUUACCAUUUAGUAACUGUGUACUACCGAUCGCAGGGAGUGAGAACCGAUGCAAUCAAGACAAACAACGAUUACGCCCGUCUGUGCUAUAUCGUGCAUGCAAAUCCGCCCAUUUUACUUCUAGACGAUGGGCCAACCUGGAUACUGGAUUUUCAACAUCGCAAACGUGAUCACUUUAUUCGGCAUGGCGAUGGGCACGAUGGUUCGUCUCUUCCUUUCAAUCUCUCACUUCCAGAUCGUAAUGACCGAUUUCCUGGACAGCCUGCCGAUCCCUACCUCCCACCCCACUCUGAAGCGAGCGAUUCUCCAAUUCAUAAUCACGGUUAUCUGCCUCAUUCUCUGCAUCCUCAAAGACCCCAGGUACCCCUUUUUCCCCUUUUCUCUCACCCAGUCUCCUCGUGGGCGUUUCCUCGUUCGGUCUGAUCGCGCUGGUGGUGAGUUUGUUGAUCCUUUUCUUCUACGGCGUCGCCGCCUACGGCUUCAAGUUCGAGUCUUCCUUCUGGUUCCCUCAGCGCGGUCACGUGCUCAGCAAUCUCGGCGUCUUCAUCAACUCGCUCGCCUUCUCUCUCAUGUGUCUCUCCCAAGUGGUAGCGAUUCCCGCGGGGAUGCAUGGUAGAAACACCUGAAACGGUCGUACCGGACGACGAUCACGCGCACGAUCUCGAUCUCGGUGUUUUCGAUGGCGUUCAUCUACAUGGCGAUCGGCGUGAUCUUCCUGAUGAUCUACAAGACGGAGGACGGCAUUGCCGACAACAUUCUGCGGGCAAUCCCCAACGAUUCGGUGUGGAACAUGAUCAUCUCGGUGCUGAUGGUGGUCACGUGCAUGGGCUCGUUCCCGCUCUAUCUCGGACCCAUCCACGAGCUCUUCGAUGGUCGCUGCGGCGCCGUGAAGACCGGGAAGUACUUCAUCACCACGCCUGUGUACGUGUGGCUGCGCGUGGUGGAGGUCGGCGCGAUCUCCGUGCUGGCGUUCCUCUUCGACAACUUCCGCGCCGUGCUCAAUUUUAAUAUCCUUGAUGCUGGAUGAGGGGACUUAACCGCACUCGGAAGUUCCACGGCGAUUCUCGUGUGUAAUAUCCUGCCCGCGCUGAUUCAUUUGCUGUUCUUGAAGAAGAACUUGAACGCGAUGUGGAUCGCCAUUGACUGGGUGAUCAUCGUGGUGAUGGCGGUGAUGAUGGUGAUCUGCACGAGCAUUUCCUUUAAGGAGCUGGUCGAUACGUUGUAACUGUUGUGUUUAGU